Molecule: messenger RNA, 1026 nt
Organism: Penicillium maclennaniae
Lineage: Eukaryota; Fungi; Ascomycota; Eurotiomycetes; Eurotiales; Aspergillaceae
Product: glycoside hydrolase family 16 protein
Exons: 4
Coding region: 1-1026 (341 amino acids)
Biological process (GO): glucan catabolic process
Source: RefSeq, a predicted model, not a curated record
AUGGAAGCCGACGCAACCAAAGCAGGUCAUUCUGCCUGGGACCCGCGAGGAUGGUCUUUGACGAAAAAGCUUGCCGCCGCCGUCGGUGCUGUUGUGGUCAUCGUUGCUGUUAUCGUGGGUGCUGUGCUCGGAGUGCGGGCAAAUCGUUACCCUAAUUAUACCAAACUCGACUAUAGUUUGGUAGACACCUAUUCAGGGUCUGAUUUCUUCAAUAAUUUUUAUUAUGCUACCUCUGACCCGUCGGGUGGAUUUGUCCAGUAUAUUGACCGAGCUGCAUCUGAAUGGCUCAAUUUGACAUAUGCCACAGACACAUCAGCUGUGCUCAAGGUGGACACAACAUAUAGCGGGUCAGACGAGGUGGCCAAUGGCCGCCAAUCUGUCAGAAUCACGUCUAACAAUACCUAUGCCGAUGGGCUCUUCGUUUUCGAUAUUUUGCAUACCCCCCUACGCCUUAAUUGGCCAGCACAUGGCGAGAUCGAUGUCAUGGAAGCUGUGAAUAUGGGUGAAUGGGGUAACCAAGCAACUCUUCAUACGUCAAGUGGCUGCAAUAUGGGCGUGAAGCGGAAAGAGACCGGUACUGCGCUACACAAAACCUGUUACUGGGAAGCGAAUGAUGAAUCAUGUUGUGGUGUGAGAGGCGCUAAGCCCACAUAUGGUCCUGAAUUCAAUGCACAGGGCGGCGGAGUCUAUGCCAUGGAGCUCCGUGACGCGGGCAUUCGAGUCUGGAACUGGGUUCGCGCUGAUAUCCCUUCGGAUAUUACCUCAGGGAGCCCCGAUCCUUCCACCUGGGGUAAAGCGUAUGCAGAUUUCCCUAGUACGGAGUGCGACAUUGGCAACCAUUUCAAAAAUCAGAGCAUUAUUGCCAAUAUCGAUUUUUGCGGAGGCUGGGCAUCCGCGACAAAGUACUACACCACACAGAGCGGGUGUCCGGACAGUUGUGAGACCUUUGUGAUGGAUAAUGCCUCCAAUUUUACGACUGCAUACUGGGAGUUCAAGAGUUUCAAGGUUUAUCAAGCAAACGCAUAG